UUUGUUCCCGGUGAGUCUCACAGGUUUUCAAUUUUAAAAACAGUGCUGAGCCCAAACUUACUUGAUAUUGUCUGCUCUGUAAGAGCCAGGCCAAGAAAAACAAACAAAAACAGAGAGAGCUCUGAGCAGGGACCCCCAACCUGGGUCAGCCCCUUCCCAUCUAGUGGCGAGGACUGGGUCGGGUCCUGCUUCCACAGCCUUCAGGCUGCAGGGCAUCCAGUCUAGCAGAGAGCCCUCCUCACUGUGUCCUCACUCCUACACCCAAUGCCCUGCCUCCUCUCUGCUGUGGCUCCCAAGGCUGGGCUCUGGCAAACGGUGGCUGGGGAGACUCUGAGGGGGUGGAAGAGAGGAGCAGGCGUCCUGCACCAUUAUCACCAAAGGCAACAUUCAAGGCUUGGGGGGGCUUUUGUCAGAGCAAAAGCGGGAGAAGGACAUGGGCUUGUGAGUCUCUCCCCCUCUUCUUACCCCAGCCCCGGGCUUUCACCCAGUAAUCGGGGGUGGGGCUUUCCCCAGUUUGGGAGUAGGGAAAGAAGGCAAAGGGAAGGCCCUCCUUCAUGGCUAAGCUGGGCCUCUGUAAGUCCACGUUCCAGAGCUGAAAAGGUGACAGCCUCAAGACAAAUGGCCUCAAGGGGGUGACAUAUGUGCAGCCACUUUAGGCGGUCAUCACCAGUCCUGAGCUGGGUGGUGGCACGUGCCUAUAGUCCCAGCUACUCUGGAGGCUGAGGCAGGAGGAUCACUGGGGCUCAGGAGUUUGAGGCCAGUGUGGGCAACAUAACAAGAUCCUGUCACUUAAAAAGAAAAAGAAAAAGAGACCACUGGUCAUGGCCAAGAGUGUCAGGCCCCAGGGACUGUGCUAUCAGAGCAAACCUUCAGCAAUGCUCUCCCCACAUGCGGAACUCCCCAGCAAGGUAUACCAGGUUCUCCAGAAGGAGGGGAAGAGGCCCAGCCCAGCAUGGGAGUUGGGUCUGGAGCCCCUUACACGGCUGAGCUGAAUUCACUCCUGAAUCAGGGAUCCCACCUGGCUGGGGUCCUCCCACGGAGCUGGAAGGCUGUGGCUCCUGGCCCAGCAGCAAGACUGGACCUGACUGUCCUUCUGCACGCUCUGUAAUUUGCCCCUGGAAUCAGCAUUAAGUCAUUUGGAGACCGAUGCCAAGGAUAAAGGCUCCUAUCAGCCUUUGGGAUCUGUGGCCCAGACUCCCUGGCUCAGUUGUGGGCUUUGCUGCCUCAGCCUCCAGACUGGCCUGCGCGGGAGGGCGGGGCCUCAGCCAAGUUGCCCAGACAGUGGAGUAGCCUUAGAGCCUUGGAGCCAGUGCCGAAGGGCCGCUGCACCAUGAUGUGCUCCUGUUACAGAUGGAGACACUGAGAGGGUGAUGUGGCCCCAGGGACCUUUGGAGUCCUUGGGGCUUUUCUCCUCUGCAUCUGCUCUGACCCCAGCACACACAAGCUCCAGCUCCUUCUCACACGUAGUAAAACUGCACAGGUACGAUGCUCCCAUGCACACAACCAGGCAUACAGCACACUGCUGUGAGGAACUCAGAGCAGACAAGUCCAGAAGGGCUGCGGGCUCUACACAGGUCCCAGCUGUCACUCUUCAAGACGGUCUGGACACAGGGUUCUGUGGGGGAGCUGGAAGGGUCUUUCAGAGGGCACGGAGGAGGGCCUCAGGAGACUGGGGGCUUGGAGGGUGGGUUCUGAAAUCCCAUGCUGCUGGGGACGGGGCGAGGACAGCUCCAGCUCAGUGACACUGUCUCCACUCACCUCAACUUCUCUGCUUGAGUUUGGGAGUUCACUGCCAACAAUUCUUGUGGCUCAGACACCGUGUGCCACGCACACCUGGGCCUCACCACAUCCGGCAGCAGGGCUGGGGGAGGGCAGGAUGGAGGGGAUACCCAGGCCCCCAGUCCUCCGGGUGCAGUGCUAGCCCUGGACUUUGCUGCCCAGGGGAGCUGGACAGGGAGGCCUAGGAUGGGGGAGGCCAGUUCUGUUCUGCCUCUCCCUCUUCCCCUUGCCAAGGUCUUGAAAUCCCCGCAGGCCUGGGGAGGGCCGGGAGCGUCAGCGGACUUCCCUCCAGGGCGGGCUUGUGGCAGGGGGAAGUGCUUCUCUCCGGGGCCUGGGGGCUUUCCCUGCCCCCAAGAGGAAGAAGCUUUGCCCUACACAUAACUGGAGACCAGUCACAGACCCCUGCUUUCCCUAUGAAAGGCCCCGGGACCCCCCUCAUUUCCCCUCGGCCCAAGCCCAGGGGCCUGGGCCCCGGGGACUGUGUUCUGGCCUAGCUUGGCCACCAACCUACUGCAAGACCCUGAGUGCUGGUCUUAUCCAGGCAAUGGGGGGUGGGGAGGGGGAGGAGAGAGAAAAUCCCUCUGGCUCAAGGUCUCCAAAUAGAUGAGAAAUAGGACAUCUCAGCAGGGACCCCCGCCAUCAUCCAGUGUAGGAAUCACCCGUGGCAGCAGGCAUUUGUCAAUGUUUGUGGUGACAAAUUUCUAAGAGGAAAAUUCUGGGAGGGAAAGGGAAAAGGCAGAGGAAGCGUGGGGUUGGGGGUUGGAGUACUCCAAGGGACAUAGCUGGCCCUAAGGGGGUGCUUGCAUCUGAGAAGCUGGGUUUAACAGGACUCAGUGGCUUGGGACAGGUCAAAGGGUGGGCGCAAAGACGGAGGGGUGCUGGUCCCUCCGACUCCAGAUAACACCUUCCCUUCCCUUAGUCGUUGGUCCCUGCCUCCUCCCCGUGUGUUGCUCCCGACGCCCUGCCUUCCCCCUCAACCCCCCCGGAGUCCCCGGGUCAGCCCAGACUGCGCCCCACGUGAGGGGCGGGGGCGGGCGCCAGCGCCUUCCUGCUCUGCCCUUGUAUGGUGCCCCGGAGAUCGGCCCACGGGUACUUAACCCGGGCCGCCGCGGAGGGCGCCCGGAGUCGACCGCUCUGGCAGCGCCACCGCCGCGAGAGCCCAGGACGCGGGAAAGACCGAAAGGAAGAGGAAGAGUCACCGGUGGCCAUGGGGCUGGAGGCGGCGCGCGAGCUGGAGUGCGCGGCGCUGGGCACGCUGCUGCGGGAGCCGCGGGAGGCGGAACGCACGCUGCUGCUGGACUGCCGUCCCUUCCUGGCCUUCUGCCGGCGCCACGUGCGCGCCGCGCGGCCAGUGCCUUGGAACGCGCUGCUGCGGCGCCGCGCGCGCGGCCCUCCUGCCGCCGUUCUCGCCUGCCUGCUGCCCGACCGCGCGCUGCGGACGCGCCUGGCCCGCGGGGAGCUGGCGCGGGCCGUGGUGCUGGACGAGGGCAGUGCCUCGGUGGCGGAGCUCCGGCCCGACGGCCCGGCUCAUGUGCUGCUGGCCGCGCUGCUGCACGAGACCCGCGCGGGGCCCACUGCCGUGUACUUCCUGCGAGGAGGCUUCGAGGGCUUCCAGGGCUGCUGUCCGGAUCUGUGCUCUGAGGCCCCCGCCCCUGCGCUGCCGCCAGCAGGGGACAAAACCAGCCGCUCCGACCCCAGGGCUCCCGUCUACGACCAGGGUGGCCCUGUGGAGAUCUUGCCCUACCUGUUCCUGGGCAGCUGCAGCCACUCGUCAGACCUGCAGGGGCUGCAGGCCUGUGGCAUCACAGCCGUCCUCAACGUGUCCGCCAGCUGCCCCAACCACUUUGAGGGCCUUUUCCGCUACAAGAGUAUCCCUGUGGAGGACAACCAGAUGGUGGAGAUCAGCGCCUGGUUCCAGGAGGCCAUAGGCUUCAUUGACUGGGUGAAGAACAGCGGAGGCCGGGUGCUGGUGCACUGCCAGGCUGGCAUCUCGCGCUCUGCCACCAUCUGUCUGGCAUACCUCAUGCAGAGUCGCCGUGUGCGGCUGGACGAGGCCUUUGACUUCGUUAAGCAGCGCCGGGGGGUCAUCUCCCCCAACUUCAGUUUCAUGGGGCAGCUGCUGCAGUUUGAGACCCAGGUGCUGUGUCACUGAGGUGGUGCCCCUCUGCCUGCCUGCCCCACUGUGCUGGCAGGAGCUGACUGUGGACUGGUGGGCUCCCCUCUGGGCCAGCACAGUCCCCUCACCUCUGGGAGGGCUGCUACCUCCUCAGAGUUUGAGAAGCCCCCACAUGGGGGCUCUAGGAAUGCCGGCAUCCUGGUCUUUCCGACCUGGUGCUCUUCUGCUGGGGGACUGAGGCUGGCCCUCAUUCGGGGUCGGGAACCGAGGGUGUGUCUGCUCUUUCCCACCCCAUCCUCUGGCAGAAAUCAGCUAGACUCUAUACCAUGGACUCUCACUGGUCCACCACCAUGUUGAAGCCCUUGGCAGCCUGAGAGCUCCAAGGAACAAGCUGUGACAACCAGGAGCCCUGUCUGUGGGUUCGUCCACCCAGGGCCUGGAGCCCAAGCCCUGUGUUCCUGGGGAAGCUGGGGACUUGGGAAGUGAUGGGUGUGUCGUCUUGCGUGUGUCUGUCUGUGAGCCUUUCACACCUGUGCUGGCGCUGGAAAAUUAUUUGUGCUCAGCUGACAUUUAACACUCCCUCCCCCGCUUCCUCCUAGCCCUGUGGGCAGGGGUUGGAAACUUAGCACUUUAUAUUUAUACAGAACAUUCAGGAUGUGUCAAUAAAAUAUUGUUAUAUUUAAAAAACAA
Messenger RNA from Symphalangus syndactylus (siamang), 4585 nucleotides. It is a transcript of the gene DUSP2, whose product is annotated as dual specificity phosphatase 2. Gene Ontology annotation, molecular function: MAP kinase tyrosine/serine/threonine phosphatase activity. Gene Ontology annotation, biological process: endoderm formation; protein dephosphorylation; negative regulation of MAPK cascade. The record is from RefSeq and is a predicted model, not a curated record. NCBI's taxonomy places the organism in Eukaryota, Metazoa, Chordata, Mammalia, Primates, Hylobatidae. Gene Ontology annotation, cellular component: cytoplasm; nucleus.